AUGACCGAUGAGACGAUCCUUUACGCCAGCUAGACAAUUUGCUAGCUUCGCAGCUCAACGCGAUGAAUGUUCACAAGGACCAGCGGCUACCAUCGGCGUGUGACCUCUGUCACGACAAGAAGAUCAAAUGCGACCGGCAAAGUCCAUGCGCAAACUGCACUGUGGCUGGCGCCAAUUGUCUUCGUCGGCGACCCAGACAUUCUAGCACCAGGCAGAACAGGAACCAGGAUGAUCGACUCAACAUGGUCCUCGAAGGCAUCAGCAGGCUUGUAGAGUCACUCCCACGGACAGCGCCCGGACCUCCUGAUGGGGCUGCCCACGAGAGAGACCCAGGACGGCCGUCCAUGCGGGACGAGGUUUCUUCGAGUGGCGCGCAUCCGGCCAAAAGAAGGCGAACUGACGCCCCAGAGGCAAUCGUCCCUCGUCCAAGCCAAGAAUAUGGGCCGCGUGAACCAAGUGAGCGGUCCCAAUCACCAUCGAUAUCGGUGAGAGGGACGGAAAUUGAGGCCGGCAACUCCCCCCGGGUGUGUGCAGACGAACCUGGCCCUCGUGAUGAAGAGUUGGGCACCAUCGACCUCCAAAGAUACCUUACACCAUCGCACCAGCAUCAUCAGCCAGGUCAUGGCGACAGCGACAGGCGCCGAGCCCUUGAAGCCGCAAUCAAAGUGGCUAAAAGAGUUGCAAUCAUGCAGCCCAAACCCGAGUCCCUGAAUCGUCCCUUGAUCGAGAGGGUCAACUUCUACGACCCGUCUAUGUACCUGACCGCCGAAUUUGCGCACACGAUCAUGGAUAGGAGAUGUGGCAACGCUGCCAUGAGCUAUUACCUCGACAUCAAUACAAAUGUGUCCAGUUCGACAUUCGAGGACAUGACUCUUGCCCUCAUCAACAAUCGGGUCCAUGGUCAAACGAGACUGCACUAUAUUGUCUGCGUCAACUAUGUCGCCUAUUCGUAUCUAGUGGCGAAUGGCUCCGAAGGCCAAAGCGCGGCCAUGAUGGAAAACCUUCAAGUCUCGAGGCGCAGAUAUUGUGCAAACGCAUUCGCGGCUUUGGACGAAAUGGACUUGAACUCUGCUCCAGAUAUCCCCAUGCUCCAGGCAUUGUUAUCAGGCGCGAUGUUGUCCCAGGAUAUGGGCAACAUGCGUCGCUGCUGGCGGCUUAACACCCAUGCUUGUCGCAUAUGCUCGCGUCUUGGUGGGAGGGCUUUGAGUGAACUUAAUACCGUUGCCUCACUCGAAGAGGCCAUGAACACCCGUCUAGUAUUUUUGAAAUGCUACAUCUUCGACAAGUCACUGUCGGCAAACAUGUAUCAGCCCUCGUGCUUGGCAGAUGUACGGCUGGAUACUUCGAGGCUGGAUGUUACCAAACCCUCUCAUGCCAUGUUAUUCAUUCUUCUGGAGCUUUCAAAGGUGCAGGAAAUCAUGGUCCGCGAGACCGACGCGAUCAGGUCCCCUAGUCGGCCGGCUGGACUCAGCUUGGAGAAUAUGCCAUGUAACGAGAAACUGAGGACUUGCCAAGGGAGAAUGCACCAAAUAUUUGCCCAAACUCAGGAGUUUCGAGCCAAACCCCCUUCCAACCAGGACGACUUUUUGAAAUUUGAAUGGAUGAAUGUCGAUUUCAUCUACUUCUCCAUGAUGACAAGUCUGAUCCGCUUAACAGUGCGGACCAAUGAUGCGCGCUCUGAUUAUGAAUGUCUAAGGCACGCUCGGAAUGCCUUGUCAUCCCUGAAUCUCCUCCUUCAUCUCUGUGCUCAGCCGUGCUCAUUUCGGGAAAUGUCGAUGAGUUCACUCGCAUGGCUUGUUCCCCUGUUUCCCUUGAGACCCAUCUACAGCGUCUUCAGCAACAUCGUUGCAACAUCGGACCCGCUCGAUCUCAAACUCCUUCAGGAUACGGCGAUCGGCCUGGCUCCAUUAGCUGAGACUCACGCUUCAAUGAAAGCGGUCCAUGAGCUUUGUAGUUCCCUCAUAGACCUGUGCACCGCGUUCGUCAGGAAUAACGACACUAGCCUAGGCCUUCCGUCUUCGCAGUUUGGACUGAGCGGACCGAUCACGCCGUCUACUGGCCAGACCCAGGAGCGCGAAGGUCUCCGACAGCAAGGACGGCUCAAAACCGUUCCAUUCAACUCCGUUGGCCAAUCGACAGUAGUCCCGGGAAACAUCAAUCAAGAAUUCCAUGGCCCUGUGGCCCAGGAGCAAUCGUUACUUGCCGGGAAUGACAACUUUCAGAAUAGAUACCACUUUGGCGAUGAUCUCGAUUGGGAAUUGUUCUGUGCCCAGCCAUCUUUGGAUUUCUUCACCCUGGACUAAAGGACUUGGUUGACACGACAAUUCACACGAAGAACGUCAGCUGCCUUGACUCAAUGAUGACACGGUGAAAUUUCCAUCGCAAGAGCAGGACUAAGAGUCACCAGCUGACAGGCCAGGCUGUUGCGUGCUAUCAUCUGGCAUCUGUAAGAAUAGGAUGUGCAAUAUAUAUCGAAUGACCGCUCAAGA
This is a messenger RNA of Exophiala mesophila, 2489 nucleotides long. RefSeq lists its product as uncharacterized. The transcript is spliced from 8 exons. The record is from RefSeq and is a predicted model, not a curated record. Gene Ontology annotation, molecular function: zinc ion binding; DNA binding; DNA-binding transcription factor activity, RNA polymerase II-specific. Lineage: Eukaryota; Fungi; Ascomycota; Eurotiomycetes; Chaetothyriales; Herpotrichiellaceae. The coding region runs from base 63 to 2303 and encodes 746 amino acids. Gene Ontology annotation, biological process: regulation of DNA-templated transcription; DNA-templated transcription.